Haliaeetus leucocephalus (bald eagle) is the source of this 677-nucleotide messenger RNA. RefSeq names its product regulator of cell cycle (gene RGCC). The record is from RefSeq and is a predicted model, not a curated record. Gene Ontology annotation, biological process: regulation of cell cycle. The transcript is spliced from 5 exons. Bases 23 to 328 code for a protein of 101 amino acids. Lineage: Eukaryota; Metazoa; Chordata; Aves; Accipitriformes; Accipitridae. Gene Ontology annotation, molecular function: protein kinase activator activity; protein kinase binding. Gene Ontology annotation, cellular component: cytoplasm.
GUCCGUCCGCCGAGCCGCCGCGAUGGCUGAUGAGCUCAGUGACCUGCUGCGGGAGUUUGAUGAGGUGAUAGAGGACUUUGACCGAGGCCCUGCCUGUCAGUAUGAGCAGCACCUGGAGGAGCUGAAGAGGAAAGCAGGACACAGCGUGUAUGACAGUGGCAUCGAUGAGCUGGAGAGUACCAGCACGUCCCCAGGGAGCAGUCUUAAUUCCAGCGAGGAGGACCUCAACACCCCUGCCAAUGCUUACCCUUCCAAAGCUAAGCUCGGAGACACGCAGGAGCUGGAGGAGUUCAUUGCGGAUCUGGAUAAAGUGUUGGAAGAGAUGUGAGAUGUGGUUUUGGUGGCGAGUCCGGAGAGGAGGAUCCACAGCAGAUGAGCCCCGUGCCUCCCCGACGCACCCUCUGCUCCUGUGCCCCCGCCACCCACCACCCACGUAGGCGACAGCUCUCCCGUGCCACACUGCUCCGCGCCGGGGAAGGGCAGUGCUGGCCGCAAGCGGGGACUGAUCCGGCAAUGGGACGGGCAGCUGGGCUGUGAUGGUGGCUGGGCCUUGCUCUGCUCCUGCGUGCAGGGCAGGACUCUGCCAGCAUGAGAUGGGACGAGCUCUCGCUGGGGGCACCAGGCUUUGCCCUACAAGGGGGGGCUGGCAGCUCUUGUGACCGAGUGGGUUUGGGGGG